Messenger RNA from Anopheles aquasalis, 2440 nucleotides. RefSeq names its product neural cell adhesion molecule 2-like. Lineage: Eukaryota; Metazoa; Arthropoda; Insecta; Diptera; Culicidae. The record is from RefSeq and is a predicted model, not a curated record. Gene Ontology annotation, cellular component: plasma membrane. Gene Ontology annotation, biological process: homophilic cell-cell adhesion.
UACAUUCAUGGUCAAAUGUGCAGCAGUAGUUCCGCAAAUGUUUAUUCUAGCAUCGGUUUUUGCUAAUGUCUUUCUUGCAAAUGAGUGUUAAUGAUAGGCAUGAUCUUCAGAUCAUAUCAUCACAAUGCGAAACGUGUGCAUAGUGUUGUUCGCCAUUUUCACCAUUUCGGGACUCGGGGAAAACGAUUAUGGACUGCAUACCGCGCCGACUAUUAAUUACGGCGAUGAAAUAUCCCGCGAUGAAAUAUCCGACAAUGAAAUAGAACUGCCCUACGGCAUUACCUGGAAGGUAAAUUGUACAUUCCGCCGUCCAGUUGUUUGGAAGCACUAUGAUCCCUGGUUCGACUGGGAACCUCAGAAUUACACUAGCACUCCCUUUUACACAGGGGAUACAGAAAAUCCCCACGGGGCCUAUCUCACCAUCAGGAAUGCAUCGGCGACAAUGGUUGGCCGAUACUAUUGUGUACCUUUAGAUAAAAUAGAUGAAAAGUUAGUGACACAUUUGAACGAGAUGGCGUCCGAGGAAAUUGCCUCCAGUAUUUACGUGUUCGUAAAAGACCUGGCACAGCCUCUAGUACCCGUGCCGAACAUAAAUUACGUCCAAAAAGAGGGAGGGUAUAUUCCAUGUAAGGCUUCUUACCGGGAUGUCGAGGUUGAGUUAUACAACAAGUUCGAUCCCUCAGAUCCCUUACCGGGCCGACCCGACCCGACCCAAGGUUUUACUGUUCCCAAAUCACUGUUAUUUUUUGAAGACGGAAUGCUGUGCAAAUGCGACACUGCCAACUAUACGAUACACGUUGUAGUCAAAAACGAUCUUCCCGAGCCCAUCAUCACCAGCGCUACUGAUAAUUUUGUACUGCAAGGAGCACUAAUCAGGCUCAAUUGUAGUAUUACAAUAUUACCCAGCCAAUCUGUAGAAAUAUUUUGGGACAUUUUUCCUCCGGCUACAGGCACGAAUCAAAGGAUGAAAAUAGGAAUGCUGGAAAAAAGACCACAUCCUGAACUGAACAACCGCGUCGUAUUUUCAAGAGAGCUGAUUAUUGAAAACGCAACAGUGCAGGAUGGUAAAAUCUAUCAAUGUGCAGUGGUUGACAAUCAGAACAACACAAAUUAUAACAGCUAUAAGUUGACUGUUCAUGAAAAAUCGGAUAACUACGCGGAACUGACUAGCACGAACAACAGAGCAGUUAUCAAUCGAAAGCGAAACACCAACGGCGAGAUUAAACCAAUUGAUAUUUUGAUUAAAGACCGUUCGUAUCCAUCGAAUAUAAGCUAUCCCUCGGCGAAGGAUGACCCAUUACUAUCAGAUAGCAGUAAGGAUAAGUACCUCAUGGAACAAACUGAAAACUAUGUGAGGUUAACGAUAAACGAUCCGACCGUAAACGAUACGGGUGUAUACACUACUGUGGAAAUUUCCGGUGCUGGGAAUGAGUUUUUCGACGCAACCGUUAUUGUACAUGGAAAACCUUUUGUGUACAUGGAAAGUAAAUAUGCCAACAGUGGAGAUGAAGAGGUUGAAUUCACAUGCUAUGUCGUAGGCUAUCCAUUACCAGAGGUAUGGUUCGGGUAUCAAAGGUGUGAUAAUGUUCCAUGGCAAAACUGUUCUUAUGCAGAAGAGGCCACGAUAGAUGAAAAGGCUGUCAUCAAAAGCUAUGGCAUCAAAACAAAGGGAGUAUAUAAAAAAAUCGCAGAGCAUCCAGGAAUCGUGUAUUGCACGGCAUCUAAUUCUGAGGGAAGUGAAACAACUCAGGCAUAUCUACUGAUGAGAAGCAGGGCCCCGAAAACUCAGCUUGAACGCAUACCUGCCGAUGGUUUGAUCACUGUCGGAGAUAAUGUGACAUUCAUCUGCUCAGUAAUAGAUGUCGACUCCACAAUCAUACCCACAAGCCUAAGAUUCCUGACCAAUGACAAAGAGUUGUCUCAAUCUGAUCGAGUUCAUCAGUCGUUCUUCUAUGAAUCGGAAUUUCUGAAAUCGCAACUGACGCUCAUUAAUGUGAGUUUAGAUAUGUCGGGUCGUAUGAACUGUCGUAUUAAGUCCAAGGAUGCUUACGACACUAGUAAGGCUGUUCAGUUUGAAGUUGUUGCACCGAUCGCUCCACGACUGCUAUCAGGCAAGGAACACGAAAGUAUCGAGAAAAGAGUUUCUGAGAGUCUCACACUUCACUGCCAUGUAACUGGUACACCUCAACCGGAUGUAACAUGGACCAAAGAAGGUGGAUUACAAAACAACAACACGAGCUUACAUGCAAAUGGAUCGCUCUCCAUUCAUAGUUUGACGAAGAUUGACUUUGGAUUUUAUGAAUGUAGAGCCGAAAAUAAGGCAGGUAAUAUUACGCAGGCCUGGAAUGUUAAGCAGGUUAAGGUAGAGAGCACCAAGUCGAUUCCAUGGGAAAUUGGACGCAAUCGUUCAGUGUUGGUGGCGAAUACCACUUACGUGUAG